CCCCUCCCCCUCCCCCCCCCUCCUCCUCACCCCCGUUCCCCCUCCCCAGGAAGACACCCACCCACCCACGGCGCCGGCCAUGACCGCUACCCAUUCGGGGUUCCAGCCCCCCCCUGCGCCGCCGGGCUCGGCGGCCCCCAUGCCGCCGGCUGUCGACGAGGUCCGCCCCGGCGCCGAGACACCAGUAGGCCUCCGGAAGAACCUGUCCUACCGCUUUGGCAACUGGUUUGUCAACGAGGGGCCAAAGGCCUUCUUCCUCGUCAUCUGGACGGCCGUCAACCUGGCCCUCUUCCUGGACAGGUUCUUUUUCUUCCGGAACUCGGCCUCCUGGUCCAACAUGCGGGACAUCAUCGGUGAUGGGCUGCCCUGGGCACGCGGGUCGGCCCAGGUCCUGAACUUCAACUGCGGCAUCAUCCUGCUGACGGUGUGCCGCAACCUGAUCACCUAUGUCCGGCGGAUCCCCGGCAUCCGGCGUCUGGUGGACAAGCACAUCACCUUCCACCGGGCCGUGGCCUGGACCAUUGCCUUCGCCACGUAUGUCCACGUCGGGGCACACUACUUCAACUUCCUGCACAUCGAGCAGGCCACGCCGGAGGCCCGCAAGCGGGCCCUCCUCCCGGACGAGGGCACUGCCCUGCAGGUGGCCGUGUCGGCGGUGGCCGGCUGGACCGGGCACCUGCUGGUGCUGGUCAUGUUCGUCAUGUACACGGCCGCCGUGGAGGGCGUCCGGCGGAAGUACUUCGAGCUCUUCUGGUUCAGCCACCACCUGUUCGUGGUCUUCUUCGUCCUGCUGCUGGGACACGGCGCGCAGUGCCUGCUGCGUCCGCAGAAUGCUGGCGCGGGGUACAUUUGCAUCCCGGCCACCUGGAAGUGGGUUCUCCUGUCGCUGGUGGUCUACCUGCUGGAGCGCAUGAUCCGCGAGAUCCGUGCUCGGCGCACGACCACCAUCGCCAAGGUCAUCCAGCAUCCCUCGCGUGUGGUGGAGAUCCAAAUGAACAAGCCCAGCAUGACCUAUCGCUCCGGGCAGUACCUGUUCCUUAACUGCCCGGACAUCAGCCGCUUCGAGUGGCAUCCCUUCACCAUCAGUAGCGCCCCGGAGGAGGGCCACGUCAGCUGCCAUAUCCGCCUUGCCGGCGACUGGACCACCGCUUUCGCCCGGCGCCUCGGCUGCACAUUCGACGGUGCUCCCGGCAACAAUGGCCUCACCCUGCCGCAGGUGUACAUCGACGGGCCCUUCGGUGCGGCCUCCGAGGAUGUCUUCAAGUAUGAUGUGGCUGUCCUGAUUGGCGCCGGCAUCGGUGUCACUCCCUUCAGCUCGGUGCUCAAGUCCAUCUGGUACCGGGUGGUCUCGCCCAACACCAAGGUCAAGCUGAAGAAGUGCUACUUCUUCUGGAUCUGCCGGGACACCGGGGCCUUCGAGUGGUUCCACGACCUGCUGCGCGCCCUGGAGGCCGAGGACAUUGGCAACUUCUUGGAGAUCCACAUCUACCUGACCGGCGGCCUGAAGCUGGACCAGGUGAAGAACAUCAUGGUCAACGACCGGGCUGGCCUGGAGGAUGGCCUGACCGGGCUCAAGAGUCCCACCCGCUACGGGCGUCCCGACUGGGACACCAUCUUCGGCAACAUGGGGGUCCAGCACCCGGAUACGGAGAUCGGUGUCUUCUUCUGCGGUCCCAAGCCCCUGAGCAGUGCCCUGCACAUUGCCUGCAACAAUGCCACCAGCAGCAAGAAGGGUGGUGCCAAGUUCUACUACCAGAAGGAGAACUUCUGAUGGACCCUCGACCCCGGGCGCCGGCACACGCAUCCACACACCCGCGCAUAUGCAUGCCGGGCAUCGGCGCGGGUGGGUGCCCACACAGACACACACGGACACACCCGCGCACCUGCGUGCGGCCAUUCGUCCGGUGGCAAUACAAAGAGAAACCUU
This is a messenger RNA of Fonticula alba, 1927 nucleotides long. RefSeq lists its product as hypothetical. Gene Ontology annotation, biological process: superoxide anion generation; defense response. The coding region runs from base 80 to 1771 and encodes 563 amino acids. The record is from RefSeq and is a predicted model, not a curated record. NCBI's taxonomy places the organism in Eukaryota, Rotosphaerida, Fonticulaceae. The transcript is spliced from 5 exons. Gene Ontology annotation, molecular function: superoxide-generating NAD(P)H oxidase activity. Gene Ontology annotation, cellular component: plasma membrane; NADPH oxidase complex.